AUGCCCUCCCGCAAGUGCUGGAACAAAUGCGACCCAGGCACGGGCUCGCCCAUUGGCGGCGACUGGGCGAAGAACGACCCCUGGUGCUGGAUAGCUGAAAGGGGCAGUGAUUCGUAUGCCAAUUGUUUCAAGCAAUCUGACUGUCCAACCGACUUUGAGUGCGCGGAAACAUGGGGCUGCGUUGUUCCACUGUCUGGUGGGUGUGCGCCUCAGGGUGGCAAGACCGGGUUAGGCAAAACCUGCUGGAGCAGCUGCAACGAAAAAACCGGGAAGCGGACGAACGAUGAGUGGGAAAAGGGCAUGCCAUGGUGCUGGUUGCAGAAUGGCAGAUUUGCCAGCUGCAAAGAGGACGACGACUGCAGUGCUACCACUGAGUGUGUCCCGGACCAUUGGAACCACGGCGGAUGCAACACUAAGAGUAAGGCAUGGGAGCUGGAUGAAGGGAUAUGGUAA
This is a messenger RNA of Aspergillus caelatus, 453 nucleotides long. RefSeq lists its product as uncharacterized. The record is from RefSeq and is a predicted model, not a curated record. The coding region runs from base 1 to 453 and encodes 150 amino acids. The transcript has a single exon. NCBI's taxonomy places the organism in Eukaryota, Fungi, Ascomycota, Eurotiomycetes, Eurotiales, Aspergillaceae.